AUGAUGCUUGUGGGAGACAAUUUGAUGAUGGAUGAGACAAGAAUGGUACUUCUAGCAGAUGACUUCCAGAAGAUUGUAACUUAUGAUAUGACUACUGGUGGUAACAAAGAACAAGCACAUGGAUUAUUUGCUAGAGGAAGGGGCAAUGAGCAAGGAAAAGACAAGGGAGGAAAGUCUAGAUCUAAAUCAAGACAUCUUGCGGGAAGGGCGUGUUUCAAAUACGAUGAAGUUGGGCAUUUCAAGGUCAACUGUCCAAAUAAGAGAGUAGAUGGGAAGAAGAAGAACAACAAGAGUGAGAGGAGAGAAGGAAAGGAAGAAGCGAGCUAUGUUUCAGAGGAAGGGAGUGUGAAGGAAUGCUAUGUCAUCACGGGUGAUGAUGAUAUAUCCGGAAAGUGGAUUCUUGAUUCAGGGCUAGGUAAUAUCAAGAUCAAGAUGUAUGAUGAAGUGGUCCGAACCUUGACGGAUGUGAGGCACGUUCUCGACUUGUGGAAGAAUCUUAUCUCAGUUGGUGCAUUGGACUCUGGUGGUUGCAGGAUUGUUAUAGAGAACGGAGUGAAGAAGGUUGUUCGGGGUUCCCUUGUAGUGAUGAAGUGUGUUUGUCAUGGUAAACAAUCUCCUACUACAUCGAAAGAGAAGGCAAACAUGGAGCAUGUUCCUUAUGCUAGUGCAGUUGGCAGUUUGAUGUACGCCAUGAGGCCUUCAGCUUCGAACCCCCCCCCCCCCCCCCACCAAAAAACCGCCAAAGCCCUCCACUCAAGAUCACAACUUUUUCGAAGCCCGCUCCAAAAAUGUCAGUCAUCACAACCCGGAUCCUCAAAAAACCCGGCCCGUCGAAUCUCGGACCGGUGCCCGAUCGAGGAGGUAGGCCUCGUCGUCCCCGAGACCGACGACCCGAACCUCCCGCUCCUCACAUUCAGGGCCUGGUUCCUCGGGCUGACAUCGUGCUCCGUCCUGAUAUUUCUCAACACGUUCUUCAAGCUAUCGCACCCAGCCGCUGACGAUAUCGGCGAUCUGAUGCAGAUCGCGGUGCUGCCCAUUGGCAGGUUCAUGCCUCAGCGCUGCCGGAUAAGGAGGUCCAGGGUUCUUGGGGGCUGGGGGUUUAAUUUGAAUCCAGGCCCGUUUAAUAUAAAGGAGCAUGUGAUUAUCACGAUAUUUGCUAAUUGUGGGGUCUCGACUGGGGGAGGAGAUGCCUAUUCGAUUGGGGCGAUUACGGUGAUGAAGGCUUAUUAUAAGCAGGGUUUGGGGUUUCUUUGUGCUCUCAUCAUUGUUCUUACUACUCAGGUAAUUGGUUAUGGAUGGGCUGGGGUGCUAAGAAGAUUCCUUGUAGAUCCCGUUGAAAUGUGGUGGCCUGCUAACCUUGCUCAGGUUUCUCUCUUCAGGGCUCUCCAUGAGAAAGAUGUGAACUCCAAAGGCCCAAGCAGGAUGAAAUUCUUCAUGAUUUUCUUCAUCGGCAGCUUCCUCUACUACGCGUUUCCUGGUUACCUCUUCCCAAUCCUCACAUUCUUUUCAUGGGUCUGUUGGGCCUGGCCUCACAGCAUCACAGCCCAACAGAUUGGUUCAGGCUACCACGGCCUCGGCAUUGGCGCCUUCACCCUUGAUUGGGCCGGAAUCUCCGCUUACCAUGGAAGCCCAUUAGUUGCCCCUUGGUUCUCCAUCCUCAACAUAGCAGCUGGUUUCAUCAUGUUCGUCUACAUUAUAGUUCCAAUCUGCUACUGGAAGUAUAAUACUUUUGAUGCCAGAAAGUUCCCCAUGUUCUCGAAUCAGCUGUUCACCUCGAAAGGAACGAAGUAUAAUACAACGGCGGUUUUGACGCCACAGUUUGAGCUGAAUGAAGCUGCUUAUAAUAGCUAUGGGAAGCUUUACCUUAGUCCUUUAUUCGCAUUGUCGAUAGGGUCAGGGUUUGCUAGGUUCACUGCAACUCUCACCCAUGUCUUCCUAUUUCAUGGAAGUGAUAUAUGGAGGCAGAGCAGGGCAGCAGCAAACUCAAUAAAGGAAGAUAUUCACGCAAAACUUAUGAAGAAAUACAAGCAAGUUCCAGAAUGGUGGUUCUUGAUUUUAUUAGUAGGCAGCAUUUUCUUAUCGCUGAUCAUGUCGUUCAUCUGGAAAGAGCAGGUUCAGCUUCCUUGGUGGGGGUUGAUCUUUGCGUUUGGAUUGGCUUUUGUUGUUACUCUCCCUAUUGGAGUUAUUCAGGCUACGACAAAUCAGCAACCUGGAUAUGAUAUUAUUGCUCAGUUUAUGAUUGGUUAUGUGCUUCCUGGAAAGCCAAUCGCUAAUCUUCUUUUCAAGAUUUACGGGCGAAUUAGCACGGUCCAUGCUCUUUCCUUUCUAUCUGAUCUUAAAUUGGGUCAUUACAUGAAGAUCCCACCAAGAUCAUGUAACACUGCUCAGCUUGUAGGAACACUGGUGGCUGGAAUCCUAAACCUAGCAGUAGCCUGGUGGAUGCUAGAAAACAUCGAAAACAUCUGCGAUGACUCUCUCCCUGAUAGCAGUCCAUGGACCUGCCCCAAAUACCGAGUCACCUUUGACGCCUCUGUCAUAUGGGGCCUAAUCGGUCCAAGCCGCCUCUUUGGGCAUGGUGGCCUGUACCGAAACCUCGUCUGGCUCUUCCUCAUUGGCGCAGUCCUCCCUGUCCCAAUCUGGAUUCUAAGCAAAAUCUACCCCGAAAAGAAAUGGAUCCCAUUGAUCAACAUACCUGUUAUCUCCUAUGGGUUCGCAGGGAUGCCACCCGCGACGCCAACAAACAUAGCAAGCUGGCUUAUAACGGGAACGAUAUUCAACUAUUUCGUGUUCAGGUAUAAGAAAGCUUGGUGGCAGAAGUACAACUACGUGUUGUCUGCAGCCUUGGAUGCAGGGACUGCGUUUAUGGGGGUGUUGCUGUUCUUCGCUUUCCAGAAUCAGCAUAUAAGCCUGCAUUGGUGGGGAACGGAUGUGGAUCGAUGCCCGUUGGCGACGUGCCCGACUGAGCCUGGAAUUGUGGUUAAGGGGUGUCCAGUUUUCUAGUUGUAGCUGGGCUUUACACAUUUAUGUACUAGAUGGUAGUAAAUAAGUCUUUGUUUUGUGUAGAUUUUUUGAGGGGGGGGGGG
Molecule: messenger RNA, 3083 nt
Organism: Asparagus officinalis (garden asparagus)
Lineage: Eukaryota; Viridiplantae; Streptophyta; Magnoliopsida; Asparagales; Asparagaceae
Product: oligopeptide transporter 3
Exons: 9
Coding region: 1-3000 (999 amino acids)
Biological process (GO): transmembrane transport
Molecular function (GO): zinc ion binding; nucleic acid binding; oligopeptide transmembrane transporter activity
Source: RefSeq, a predicted model, not a curated record